UAUAUUCCAUUUCGCAGCCAAACUUAUUUUAAGAUUCUUUCCGGACGGUGCCGCGAGUGAAAAGUGAUAAUUUUUUACUUUUAUUUUGUCUUGUGAAAAAAUUAGAUUCUAAAUCGUUUCAAAUAUGUCCGGAAGAACCCUCCUCAGUCGUCCCCGGACUCGCAUCUACGAUUCCAACUACAACAUUGGAGAAAGCUACUACAAAUCCGCUCUGGAUCGUCUGGAUCGCAAAUAUUCUGGUCGUCCCUUAUCGCCCCCUAGGCAAUCAUCCCCUGCUGCAAACGACGCAGCUGAUCGCCAUGCCAGAGUUUUCGGUGAAGAUGAUCUUGAGGACUCCAGACGUAGAGCCAGCAGCAGAAUUAAGGAAAGUAAUUUGUUUGAUUCUAGAGGUGCUAUAUUGAGACGUGGGAGUGAUUUUUUUGGAGAAGAUGGAAUCACUGACGAGACCGCCUCAACUUUGAAAAGGAUCAGAGCUUCCAAAAAAGUGUCAUACGUCGACGAUGUAGAUCUAGAGAGUACCACUAACAACCUCAGAACUCAACGAUUAUUGGACAGAUCAGAAAAAAUCUUAGACAGCAUUGGCAUCAAUGAGAGCUCAGCAAGCAAACGCGCUUUGGACAACGAAUUUUCUUAUCAAAAGAGAUCCAUGAAAAUGUCUUAUGACGCGGACGCAGACAACCUAACAAAAUGGGCCCCAAUUGAAAAUGGAGAAUCGAAUGUUAGCGCUGCAGCACGCAGAGCUCGUCAGUCUCGUGCUAGAAUAGAUGAUAUCGAUGAUGAAAUGGCCGCUAUGCAAGAAAAACAAGCAGUGAGGGAACGUAGAGUUGCUAGGUUGAAGCAAAUGGUAGCAGAAUGUGACUCAGAAACAGUAGACGACAGCGGCGUCUCCUCUCUGUCCAUCACAGAAAAGAAAGUUCGAUUCUGAAAACUGCCGAACACUGACAAUAAUUAAUAUCGGUAGUUGACAAGACAUAUUUUUUUUCUUUGUUUAUUAUUAUUUUAUAUAUUUUUAGUUCUUAAAACUACCAAUUUAUUCACUUGUUAAUUUAUCAAUUUAGAUUUAUUUACUGUUAUUUUAUUGUAAUCAAUUAUAAUUUGUGCAUUUUGAUUGCUGAGGGUAUUUUAAUAUGUUAAGAGGAUGGCACUAAUACCCGUAUUGUAAUAUAUUAUUGGAAAUAAACCAAAAAUUGUUUUGUGUUUUAGGAAGGUAUCAAUAA
Molecule: messenger RNA, 1217 nt
Organism: Ceutorhynchus assimilis (cabbage seed weevil)
Lineage: Eukaryota; Metazoa; Arthropoda; Insecta; Coleoptera; Curculionidae
Source: the annotation of a GenBank genome assembly